CUUUUUCAUUAUCCACAUAUCCUUAGCUCUUUUACACUUCUCUUUUUUGUUUUCUCAGCUCGCUUCUAUCGCAUUAGUCUUAUUAGCAGACAACCAGCAGGAUUUUAAUACACACUUACACUUACACAGCCUCCAAUCGACAGCAACAAACAAAAAUAACAAAACAUGUCUGACCAGUUCAAGAUCGAGUCUGUCCCCAUCUCCCGCCGCGACAGCUUCAACACCCGUGACACACGCACCAGAAACCUCAAGCCCUUUAACAGCGGCGACAUCAAGAUCCUGCUGCUCGAGAAUGUCAGCGCCAAGGCUAUCGAUAUUCUGAAGAAGGCCGGCUACCAGGUCGAGUUCCACACAAAGGCGCUUGACAAAGAGACUCUCAUUGAGAAGAUCAAGGACGUGCACGCCGUCGGCAUCAGAAGCAAGACGAAGCUCACAGAAGAGGUGCUUUCGCACGCAAACAAGCUGCUCACCAUUGGCUGCUUCUGCAUUGGCACAAAUCAGGUCGAUUUGAGCUACGCUGCGUCCCGCGGGAUUUGCGUGUUCAACUCGCCGUUCAGCAACAGCCGCAGUGUGGCCGAGCUGGUCAUCGCCGAGAUUAUCCUGCUGUCCAGGCAGCUAGGCGACCGCUCCCGCGAGAUGCACGAAGGCGUGUGGAACAAGGUGUCCAAGGCGUGCUAUGAGAUCCGUGGCAAGACGCUGGGCAUUAUCGGAUAUGGCCACAUCGGUACCCAGCUCGGCGUGCUGGCUGAAUCCCUCGGCAUGAACGUUGUGUGGUAUGAUAUCCUCCCGGCUAUGCCUAUUGGCAUGAGCCGCACGGCCGAGACCUUGGACGAGCUACUUGCAGAGGCUGACUUUGUCUCCCUCCACGUUCCUGAGACCCCUGAGACUACAGAGAUGAUCGGCGAGCGCGAACUUGCCCUGAUGAAGAAGGGCUCGUAUCUGAUCAAUGCGUCGCGCGGAACCGUCGUUGACAUUGAUGCUCUUGCUGCCGCCCUCAAGUCGGGCCACCUUGCAGGAUCCGCCGUCGACGUGUAUCCCUCGGAGCCCCUGGCCAACGGCCCCGGAUUCGAGAGCCCCCUGCGCAACUGCCCCAACACCCUGUUGACCCCACACAUUGGUGGCUCGACCGAAGAGGCCCAGCGCAUGAUCGGUAUUGAGGUGGCCCAGGCCAUUGUCAAGUACAUCAACUCGGGUGCCUCCGUCAACGCUGUCAACUUUGCGGAGUGCGACCUGCGCGCUAUCCCCUCGACCGAUCUUGCCACGGUCCGCAUUGUAAAUGUUCACCAGAACGUUCCCGGUGUGCUCAGACAGAUCAACAACAUCCUUGCCGACUACAACGUCAACAAGCAGAUCUCCGACUCUAAGGGCGACGUCGCCUACUUUAUGGCCGACGUUACUGUCAACAACCCCAACGAGAUCAACACCAUCUACGAGCAUAUCACUGGCAUCACUGAGAACAUUAUUACCCGCGUUCUCUUCUAAUUUUUUUAGUUCUUCGUCGCAAUAUAUACAUAAUUAUUUCUAGUGUU
Messenger RNA from Kickxella alabastrina, 1529 nucleotides. RefSeq lists its product as uncharacterized. The transcript has 4 exons. Lineage: Eukaryota; Fungi; Kickxellomycota; Kickxellomycetes; Kickxellales; Kickxellaceae. Bases 166 to 1482 code for a protein of 438 amino acids. Gene Ontology annotation, molecular function: NAD binding; oxidoreductase activity, acting on the CH-OH group of donors, NAD or NADP as acceptor. The record is from RefSeq and is a predicted model, not a curated record.